This is a messenger RNA of Gracilinanus agilis (Agile Gracile Mouse Opossum), 2145 nucleotides long. Its product is annotated as immunoglobulin superfamily containing leucine-rich repeat protein 2-like. Gene Ontology annotation, molecular function: protein binding. The coding region runs from base 1 to 2145 and encodes 714 amino acids. Lineage: Eukaryota; Metazoa; Chordata; Mammalia; Didelphimorphia; Didelphidae. The transcript has a single exon. The record is from RefSeq and is a predicted model, not a curated record.
AUGGCAGCGUCUGUGUUGGGCCUGUGGCUGGCGUGGGCGCUGCUAGGGGUGGCCCAGGGCUGCACCGAGCCCUGCGCCUGCGUGGACAAGUACGCGCACCAGUUCGCCGACUGUGCAUACAAAGACCUGCAGGAGGUACCGUCAGGGCUCCCUGCCAACGUGACCACGCUUAGCUUGUCUGCCAACAAGAUCACCUUGUUGCGCCAGGGCGCCUUCGCCGAGGUCACGCAGGUCACUUCUCUAUGGCUGGCGCACAACGAGAUCAGUGCCAUCGAGCCGGGUGCCCUAGCGGUCCUGGUCCAGCUUAAGAACCUGGACAUCAGCCACAACCAGAUCGUUGACUUCCCCUGGGCUGACCUGCGCAACUUAAGUGCCCUGCAGCUGCUCAAGAUGAACAAUAACCGCAUGGCGGCGCUGCCGGCCGACGCCUUCCGCAAUCUGCGCGACCUGCGCUCUCUGCGCAUCAACAACAACCACUUCAGCUUCAUAGCGGAGGGUACCUUCGACGCGCUCACGUCGCUGUCCCACCUGCAAAUCUACAACAAUCCCUUCGAUUGCACUUGCCGCCUUCUGUGGCUCAAGGCAUGGGCGGAGAACACCCUCAUUUCCAUCCCGGAGAGAGAGUCCAUCACGUGUGCCUCGCCCCCAGCCCUCAAGGGGGUCCCCCUGGGAAGCCUCCCAGCUCUGCAGUGCGCACCGCCCACAGUGCGCCUUAGUUACCAGCCCAACGUGGAUGGAGGCGAGUUCCAGGAUGGCCUGGCCCUGGCCCUGCACUGCGUCGUCACUGGUCACCCCCAGCCACAGAUCCAGUGGCUGAUCGAAACAGCGGGAGGUGCAUUGCUCAUCGAGCGACCCAACGCCAGCGAGGCCGGGGAAGAGACGCCUUCGAUCUCUCCACAGCGCUUCUUAGCCUUCUCCAAUGGCACCUUACUUAUCCCGCACCUGAGCAAGAAGGAAGAGGGCACCUAUACGUGCCGGGCAGACAACGAGCUGGGCAGCAACGAGACAUCGGUGAGCGUGGUCGUAGCCGGGCCGCAGAAAUACCCCCCGACCUCUCCCAGAGAACUCCCGGGCCUGGGGAGCAAAGGCUCAGGAGGAGAUCGCAAAGCUUCUGGAAAAGGAUACGGUAAUAGCGUCUUGACUUCCAAGGGUGAGGAGAGGACCAAAGGCCGGGGCGCCUGGGGAGGACAGGGCAGGGUGUCCGCUGCCCGGACCCCAGGGGUUCCUGAGGAUGCGGAGGUGGAGGCGGAAGCAGAAGAGGAGGACCCCUUUCGACCACCUCCAUUUGAGAGACGCUGCGGGCAGGGGGACCCUACAAUGUACGUGUCCAACCACGCCUUUAACCAGAGCGCUGACCUGAAACCCCAUGCCUUCGACCUGGGUGUAAUUGCCCUGGACGUGGCUGAGCGUGAGGCCAAGGUACAACUGACCCCGUUCGCUUCCAGGCCAGAAAAACGGCACUUGCGCAUGCUCUAUUUGUGUGCGGAGGGUGGCCACGCAGUAGUGCAGUGGUCCCGGAUCGAGGAGGGCGUCAAUUCCUACUGGUUCCAAGGCCUGAAUCCCGGCACCAACUAUUCGGUGUGCCUCACUUACGUAGGCGAGGCCUGUCAGGUGCAAGUCGUGUUCACCACCAAGAAAGAAGUGCCCUCUCUAGUCAUAAUCGUCGUAGUCAGCGUCUUCCUCCUGGCACUGGCCACCGUGCCCCUGCUGGGGGCCACGUGCUGUCAUCUUCUCUCCAAGUACCAGGGCAAGACCUACAGGCUUAUCAUGAAGGCGCAGAACCCUGACCAGAUGGAGAAGCACAUCGCCGCCGACUUCGACCCCCGCGCUUCCUACCUGGAGUCCGAGAAGAAUUACAGUCCCACAGACUCUGGUCCCGGGGUGGGAGAGGGUACUGGGCCUGGGAGCAGGGUUGGGACAGGGAUUGGGGAAGAGGAGGAGGAGGACCAGGAGGAGGAGGAGGUGGGCGUAGGACUGGAAAGGGAUGAGAGUCUAGUGGCCGGCUCCCUUCCGGAGUCCCAAUCCAAGGCCAACCAGGAGGAAUUUGAGGCAAGUUCAGAGUACAGCGACCGGUUGCCUCUGGGGGCUGAGGCGGUUGAUAUCGCCCAGGAAAUUAAUGGGAACUAUAGACAGACAGAACGCUGA